This is a messenger RNA of Parathielavia appendiculata, 462 nucleotides long. RefSeq lists its product as uncharacterized. The transcript has 4 exons. Bases 1 to 462 code for a protein of 153 amino acids. The record is from RefSeq and is a predicted model, not a curated record. NCBI's taxonomy places the organism in Eukaryota, Fungi, Ascomycota, Sordariomycetes, Sordariales, Chaetomiaceae.
AUGCUGAUCGUCGCCGUGGCAGGCGGUACGGGCCAUCUUGGUCUGACCAUUGUCGAAGUCUUCGAGGAAAUUCGAGAUACCGAAUGCGAACCAUCACAGUCCCCACGCUUGAAGUCGACUACGCAGACGUCGACGCAACAGCCGUCUCCUGGACAGCAACAGCGUGAACACCAUCAUCUCAGCCCUCAACCUGAAGACAGCCGAUGGCAGCGCCUCGAGCUCCAGCUCGUCGCCGCAGCAGCCCAGUCCAGCACCACGAAGCGGUUCAUGGGGAGCGAUUGGGCGAUACCAUACCCUCUGACCCACGCCUUCCGCAUCUUCACCCUCUCCGCCCUGCGCGCCACAGAAUUUGAAUGGACAUGCCUCCACGUCGGGCAGAUAGCGGACUACCUAGGCACGCCGCACCUUCCCGGCCACAUGAGUGACGUGCGCAUUUUGAAUGAGGGUGGUGAGACUUACUGA